Messenger RNA from Scomber japonicus (chub mackerel), 2606 nucleotides. It is a transcript of the gene tmem255a, whose product is annotated as transmembrane protein 255A. The record is from RefSeq and is a predicted model, not a curated record. The transcript has 10 exons. NCBI's taxonomy places the organism in Eukaryota, Metazoa, Chordata, Actinopteri, Scombriformes, Scombridae. The coding region runs from base 373 to 1407 and encodes 344 amino acids.
UAUGAGUAACAAGUAACGACUGUACUGUGUGGAGUGUUUUCUCAGUGUGUGUGUGUGUGUGACAUGCGCACACACAGCCAGCAGCAGCGACCCACCGUCUGACACCGACACACCGCGAGGACAGAGACCGACAGACGGAUCCACAGCCGCGGGGAUGUAAAUGAGACUGAGCCGGCCUCAGACGGAGCCGGGACGGAGAGAGAAAGGACUGUCAGAGAGAGCCACACUACAAGCAAAGAAACACAUCGAUAAUUCAUGUUGGCUCACAGAUAUAAAGCCUUUAACAGUGAGUCGUGAUUAGUGUUGUUUUUUUUUUUUUAAUAUUUCCAAGAGGAUCGUCCUGCAGACCCGGUUAAACAUCCUCCAGGCAGUAUGCCUCCAGCUCAGAGCCUUCAAUCCAGCGGACUGAGUCUCUCAGAAACAAGCAUUGGUUCCUUUAAGAGGAGGAAGAGGAAAUCCAUAAUCGUGACAGUGAUGCUGCUCAUUGUAUCUGUGCUCAUCCUCAUCUUCGGCCUGGCAGCAACUACCAGGACGCAGAACAUCACAGUGGGCGGCUAUUAUCCAGGACUCAUUCUGGGUCUUGGCUCUUUCCUGGGUAUCAUCGGUUCUCAUUUGAUAGACAACAAGAGGCAGAUGUUAGUGGCAUCCAUUGUCUUCAUCAGUUUUGGAGUGGUCGCUGCCUUCUGCUGUGCUAUUGUAGAUGGAGUUUUUGCUGCAAGGCACAUUGACCUCAGGCCUCUGCAUGCCGGACGGUGUGUGCAUCACUCCAGCAAGACUGCAUCUGACAGCGAUGUAUCCUGCCAGUCAUCGUCGCGCACAUCCUGCAACCUGCGAGUGAAAAACAACACGUGUUACUGCUGCGACCUGUACAACUGUGGGAAAGAACAUCCUCUUAUGGGACUUCAGAAUAAAGAUGUUUUGAAAAAGUUUAGGAAAUCAUCCAUGAUUUGGAACCGAGUUGAGGUGAUUGGAGGUUACCACGAAUACACAGAAGUCAAGAGCUGCGACGAUGUGGUGCAUCUCUACCACCUGUUAUGGUCUGCCACCAUCCUCAACAUUGUGGCUCUUUUCCUGGGUAUCAUCACUGCAGCAGUGCUGGGAGGCUUCAAAGACAUGACACCAUCUACAGCCUCAGAGAGCACAUCUGAACCAGAGGCCAUCACAGCGCCAGUCCCCUCAGAGCCUCCUCCACCCACUACUUCCCUCAACUCGUAUUACAACACCGCCCCCUGCCUGCCGCCUUACACUGCCUACGACGUGCAGGGUUCCUUUUUGUUCCCCGACUCCUCGGGCCUGUCAGACGACUCCCAGUCUGGAGCCAGUCACCUGUGGCCCACGAUGGUCCCUCCACGGUACUCCCCUCCUCACAACCAUCCUGACGAGAAGCCCCCACCGUACAGCCCCUAAGAAGGUUUUGAGCGUGGAAGACACCUGAAACUGUAUCUGGUGUUGUUAGACGCUUAAUGAGCCUUGUGAAUGCACAACGUCUCCUCACAAUCGUCCAGAACUGUGUCGUGAAAACGGAGGUAAGGAGGAGGAGGAGGAGGAGGAGGAGGAAGGCCACAGAGCAUGCUAACUUUGAGUUCAGCCCCACUAAAAGGGAGCAAGUAUCUGUCUCCUUGGGCAACACUCACACUCCUGCCUGCACUGUGUGUGUGUGUGUGCACAUACAUCCAGAGAGAGACAACCUGUUUACACAUCUAUCUGCCUUAAUGCAAAAGGACUUCCAGCGCUGCAGUGAUCUGUCACCUGGAUUUAUUCUAUACAACGUCAGAAACUCUCCUCCAGCUGCUUUUUGUUCACCUCUCUUUAGUACACAUUGUAAAUGCUUCCUACAUCAAAUGGUACAAAUGAUCACAACCUCACUGUUUGCUUUGUGAGGAUCUGAGCUGAUGAGCACAGCUAUGACCCCUCUAUGAGAUGAAUGUUGAGUUAGAUAGAAACUUUGGUGUCUUUGCCUGAGUCGACAAAUAGCUAGAUAAUUUAAAACUGUAAAGUUGUAAGACCGACAGUUGUUACUAGUGUCACUGUACAUUGUCAAAGGCAAAGUUAGCUGUAAUGGAGGUAUUACAUGCCCAUAAUGUAUGUACAGCAGUAUGAUAUACAGAUGCUCCUUUAGCACAGUUAAGCAUAAGGUAUUUCAAAACAGAUGAUGGUAUUUAUCAGCUGUUCAGUUCAUGUUAGACUAUCUCGAGCCAGUGUGUGGUGAACUUCGCAGAACAGCAUUCAAGAAGAAAUGAAAUAUUCUACCUACAGUAGUUGUUAAAGAAGGAUAAAAUUACACUCCUUAUUUAAUGUAUUUUCACUAAAUGCUGCAAAGCAGGUGCGCAUAUACUGUACGUCUCUCUUUGUAAUUAGUAAUAAAAUCACAUAUGUCUCUUUGUAAAGAGUAGGCAGAGUGUGAAGUCAGGGCUGGGCUCACUGACGAUGGGAGAUCAUGAAAAAAAUCGGAGACUUGGAGGAGAAAAAAGAAACUGUGGCACGAGUGUAGACGUAGUCAUGAAACUGUCCUGUGAGCUUCAAUCGCUGCAUUUUAUAAUUUAAACACAUUCUACGGGGCUGAUCAGUGUCAGUUCCUUUUUUGUCUUGCCAUUAAAAUUUGUUUU